AUGGCGUCCAUUACCGAAACUCCCGCCGACGGAACAGGUGUCCUUAAGCUUGACCCGUGGCUGGAACCUCAUCGCGAUGUGCUGAAGCAUCGCUACAGUUUGGUGGAGAAAUGGGCCAAGUCCAUCAACGAGUCGGAGGGUGGCCUGGACAAGUUUAGCAAGGGCUAUGAAAUCUUCGGUCUCAAUGCGCAGCCAAAUGGCGACAUCAAAUACCGGGAAUGGGCGCCCAAUGCAGUGGAGGCGUCGCUGGUCGGUGAUUUCAACAACUGGGAUAACAAAGCCAACCCCAUGACGAAGAACAGCUUUGGCGUGUGGGAAGUGACCGUGCCCGCUGUGCAGGGCACUCCGGCGAUUCCCCACGACAGCAAGAUCAAGAUCACCAUGGUUCUCCCCGGCGGCGAGCGCAUCUAUCGCAUCCCAGCAUGGAUCAAACGGGUCGUGCAGGACCUCGACGUCUCUCCCGACUACGACGCCGUCUUCUGGAACCCACCUGCCAGCGAGAGAUACACCUUCAAGCACCCGCGGCCCAAGAAGCCCGAGAGUCUGCGUAUCUACGAGGCCCACGUCGGUAUCUCGUCGCCCGAAACGCGGGUCGCGACAUACAAGGAGUUCACCAAGAACAUGCUACCGCGUAUCAAAUACCUUGGCUACAACGCUAUCCAAUUGAUGGCCAUCAUGGAGCAUGCCUACUAUGCCAGCUUCGGGUACCAAGUGAACAACUUCUUCGCGGCGAGCAGUCGCUACGGGUCCCCCGAGGAUCUGAAGGAGCUGAUUGAUACUGCGCAUAGUAUGGGCUUGGUGGUGCUGCUAGAUGUGGUGCACAGCCAUGCGUCAAAGAACGUGCUCGAUGGUCUGAACAUGUUCGAUGGAUCUGACCAUCUCUAUUUCCACGAGGGUGGAAAGGGUCGACAUGAGCUGUGGGAUAGUCGCUUGUUCAACUAUGGGCAUCACGAAGUCUUGCGGUUCCUUCUGAGUAACCUGCGUUUCUGGAUGGAAGAGUACCAGUUUGAUGGAUUCCGGUUUGACGGUGUCACUAGCAUGCUCUAUACACACCACGGUAUUGGAACAGGCUUCUCUGGUGGCUAUCACGAGUACUUUGGCCCUGCGGUUGACGAGGAGGGCAUCACUUACCUGGCCCUCGCCAAUACAAUGCUCCACGAACUCUAUCCCGAGUGUAUCACCGUUGCGGAAGAUGUCUCCGGCAUGCCCGCAUUAUGCCUCCCGCACUCCCUUGGAGGCGUCGGCUUCGACUACCGACUCGCCAUGGCCGUGCCCGACAUGUAUAUCAAGCUGCUGAAAGAAAAGUCCGACAACGAGUGGGAUAUUGGCAAUCUUGCUUUCACAUUAACCAACCGCCGCCACGGCGAGAAGACCAUUGCCUAUGCCGAGAGCCACGACCAAGCACUGGUCGGCGACAAAACCCUUAUGAUGUGGCUCUGCGACAAAGAAAUGUACACCCACAUGUCAGUCCUCACGGACUUCACCCCCAUCAUCGAGCGCGGCAUGGCCCUCCACAAAAUGGUCCGGCUAGUAACCCACGGCCUCGGCGGCGAAGGCUACCUCAACUUCGAAGGCAACGAAUUCGGCCACCCAGAAUGGCUCGACUUCCCACGCGAAGGAAACGGCAAUUCCUUCUGGUACGCCCGGCGCCAACUCAACCUAACCGAAGACCCCCUCCUCCGGUACAAGUUCCUGAACGAAUUCGACCGGGCCAUGCAGCUCACCGAGGCCAAGUAUGGCUGGCUGCAUGCACCGCAGGCGUACGUUAGCUUGAAGAAUGAGAGCGACAAGAUUCUCGUCUUUGAGAGGGCGGGGUUGUUGUGGAUUUUCAAUUUCAAUCCUACGGAUAGUUUCACUGAUUAUCGGGUUGGCGUGGAUGUGCCGGGGACGUAUCGGAUUGUGCUUGAUUCGGAUGAUCAGGCGUUUGGUGGGUUGGGGAGGAACGUUAAGGAGACGAGGUUCUUUACGACGGAUAUGCCGUGGAAUGGGCGGGCGAAUUUCACGCAAGUUUAUAUUCCUACGAGGACUGCUCUGGUUCUUGCCUUGGAAGAGACUCUGUGA
This is a messenger RNA of Penicillium daleae, 2061 nucleotides long. Its product is annotated as 1,4-alpha-glucan branching enzyme GLC3. The record is from RefSeq and is a predicted model, not a curated record. The transcript is spliced from 8 exons. Gene Ontology annotation, biological process: glycogen biosynthetic process. Lineage: Eukaryota; Fungi; Ascomycota; Eurotiomycetes; Eurotiales; Aspergillaceae. Gene Ontology annotation, cellular component: cytoplasm. Gene Ontology annotation, molecular function: 1,4-alpha-glucan branching enzyme activity; cation binding; hydrolase activity, hydrolyzing O-glycosyl compounds. Bases 1 to 2061 code for a protein of 686 amino acids.